AUGCCUCCGUAUUUUACGCAUUUCUGGCAGCAGCGAAGUGACGAAACUGUGUCGCCAAACACCGAGUUUUACUCGCAGCUUGUCAAUCCUGGCGAUGUCUUUAGCGUCCUCCUGCUCCUGGGCGGCGAUGUUGUUGCUGUCGCGCUCGCGCAACUGGCUGGCAGUGGCCUUGCGCCAGUAACAUUUUCUUUUGGGUGGGUUGGAUAUUCCGUCUACGCGCUUAUGGCCGCCUUUUCGCAGAAUAGGCUCAUGCCCUCAGACCCCGAUUGCAAAUGCAAGAUAAUCAAUGGUGAGAAUGGCUAUGUUAGGGAUAAUACGAGCUGGAUUCUCGGCAGGAUUAUGCGAGAUUUUGAAUACUGGCGUGACCCGAGAGUAGCGCAGAGGACUGCAGACGUCUUGGACGCCAAAUGGGAGGAGAUGAAGCGCGAGAAUGUAGAUGCGCAGCGUCCCCUUCGUGCAGGUCUUAUCAUUUCGAUAUACGAGCCGUGCAAAUCAGUCGCUGCUGGUACGGUGAAAUCUGAUUUCGUAUAUUGUGUUGGUUUUUUUGUUAUUCUUCUACAGCUGGGCAUCGCAGCUAUCCCUUGGGGCUUAUACGGCGACUGGGCUGUUCUGCUCAUCACUACCGUCGGCACCGUCCUAGCUCUCGUUACAGGGCUACUGCCGCAGUGGAAGACGGAGAAAUGGACCUGCCGAACUCAUUCAGACAAGACAUAUAUACUAACUAAAGGAAACGGCGCGCAAAAUGCCAUUGUUGUGCUCGGCAAUGGGGCUGGCUUCAACUUGGAAGAUCUGGCGUCAGGUCAAACCAACGUCGACGUUACCACCAAUCGACUAACCCGCUGGUCUAUUAUCAUACUCUUUUUCCUCUGGAUCUUCUUCCUUAUAGCGGCUGCAGGCAUCAAGCAAAACACUUGGUUCUUGUUAGCAAUAGGUGGUAUUGGUAUUGUACAGAGCAUCUACGUGUCAAGCCGCCAGCGCCGGCCCGAGAACUUUGGAAUCCCUCUAAAGUUUGUGCAAGUCAUAGCAGAAACAAGAGUAAUGGAUAGUCUGCUUGGGGCGGAAAGGAGCUAUGAGAAUCUCGGGAGAGUACUACUGCCCGAGUUCUUCCCGGGCACGCUACGAGCAGAGGAGGCGGCGAGAUGGGAUGAGAUACAUGACUUGCACACUUCCAAGAAAGAGACAGUGGUGGCUAUGAAUUCGGACAAGAAGAGGAAGGUUACCCCUAGCCAUAGCGUCGCAAAAUAG
Molecule: messenger RNA, 1245 nt
Organism: [Torrubiella] hemipterigena
Lineage: Eukaryota; Fungi; Ascomycota; Sordariomycetes; Hypocreales; Clavicipitaceae
Source: the annotation of a GenBank genome assembly